This is a messenger RNA of Papilio machaon (common yellow swallowtail), 764 nucleotides long. RefSeq names its product lactoylglutathione lyase. NCBI's taxonomy places the organism in Eukaryota, Metazoa, Arthropoda, Insecta, Lepidoptera, Papilionidae. The record is from RefSeq and is a predicted model, not a curated record. The coding region runs from base 23 to 649 and encodes 208 amino acids. The transcript is spliced from 5 exons. Gene Ontology annotation, molecular function: metal ion binding; lactoylglutathione lyase activity.
CAGUAACAUUGACAUAAAUAAAAUGACAUUAUCAAAUCGGAUGUUGACUUUUGCUCGAUUGAACUUUAAUUUUUAUAAGAAUUUCAAGCCUAUCAACACUAUAUUAAUACAAAGUAGAGCCAUGUCGGGUGAAGGAAUAUCUCCUCAAGAAGUGGAAUCAUUAUGUCAAACUCCUCAUCCUUCUACCAAGGACUUUGUGUUCCAACAAACAAUGUACCGGAUAAAAGACCCGAGGAAAUCCAUUCCUUUUUAUACUGGAGUUCUCGGGAUGACUUUGUUAAAACAGCUGCAUUUCCCUGAAAUGAAAUUCUCCCUGUUCUUCAUGGGUUAUGAGAAUCCGGCUGAAAUACCUAAGGAUGAGAAAACAAGAACAGCAUGGGCUAUGACCAGGAAAGCUACGUUGGAGUUAACAUAUAAUUGGGGCACAGAGAGUGACGACUCUUGUUACCACAAUGGUAACUCUGAUCCCCGAGGGUUUGGACAUAUUGGUGUACUGGUUCCUGAUGUUGAUGAGGCUUGUGCCAGAUUUGAACAGCAAGGUGUGAAAUUUAUUAAGCGUCCACAAGACGGCAAGAUGAAAGGACUUGCCUUUAUACAGGAUCCCGAUGGAUACUGGAUUGAAAUCUUCAAGGCUGACGUAGUGUCGUAAGCAGAGAUACAUUUAUGAAUGUUAUAGUCCGACCAGGUAUAUAGAAAAACUUUGUAUUGUGGAAAAGGCAAGAUUUUUUUUUAUAUUAAUUUAAAUCAACAAAGAAAUAUCAUUA